Menidia menidia (Atlantic silverside) is the source of this 4024-nucleotide messenger RNA. Lineage: Eukaryota; Metazoa; Chordata; Actinopteri; Atheriniformes; Atherinopsidae. The record is from the annotation of a GenBank genome assembly.
UUGAGCAAAACCGGCCGACGUCCGAGUUCAGACGUGUCCCUCAAACAGCAGCCAUGGCCUGAAUUAAAAAGCAACUAUUGUGAAUUUAGGACAGGGCCUCUAAGCUGGGGGACAGAGAAUCCAGGAGCUGUUGUUUUGAACUUGUCAGCCAUGUGUUCCAUGAAGCACUCAAACUGGGUCACGUUUGAUGAUGACAGCGCGCCCCUCUCGACGCCUCAAAAACCCUUGCAGUCACCAGGUCUUAUCAAAGCAUCAGUACCGCGUCCCAAUGGUCUGAAGUUGGUACUUCCGCCAAUCAAAGAUACUUCCUGGGCCUUCAUAAAUUCCCUAGAGUCCCCUCAAAGCCAGUCAAGUUCUAGUGGAAAAUCGUGUGCACCGUGCAGAACCCCUGUUUCCACUCCUGUGAGUGGGGUACCUCACAGCGCGUCUCCAUUUAAUUCCAAAUCAUCGGAACCAAAAGCCUUUUCUCGGAGUUUCUCCAGCCCACCAGUCUUUUCUGCUCCCUCUCCCACAUCAGAGACCCUAAAUCACACAUCAGAUGGACCAAGCCCUUUCCCUUUCUUCCGGGGAAACCCGGGACACUUUAACCCCUUUUGGGACGAUUCGAGAAACAGUGCAGAUGCGGGCAGCUCCUCCUCAGACUCAGACACAGACAACAGCCUACCACGUUUCUUUAUUCGGACCAAAGAUGGCAGCGAGCCUCCACCUGACCAGCUACAGAACUCCUUGUCUUAUGCUUGCAAUAAAAUGGAAGACCUACGGGUGGAAACAGGCCUUGAAGCAGAGCCGCAGAACAAUGGGGAGAAGCGGCUGAGCUGCAGAACGGAGGUCUUAAGCGACGAUUCAUCUCGGUUUGUUCCUCGGGGCCUGUUUCGUAGUGAGAAGAGAGACGGCUGGUCUGUCAUGCUCAGGAUUCCUGAAAAAAAGAACCGCAUGUCUUCCAGACAGUGGGGACCCAUCUAUCUCCGCUUGCUGCCGGGAGGUGUGCUGCAGAUGUACUACGAGAAAGGCCUGGAGAAGCCAUUCAAGGAGUUCCAGCUUCUCCCUCAGUGUAGGCUCUCAGAUCUCAAAGUGGAAAGUUACACAGAUCCCCGAAAAGUCCUCACAGUUAAGGUGGAGCAUUUCUCCUACACCGAAAAGAAACGCUUUCACCCGAAGCUGGAGGUGAGCCAUGAAGCAGAAGUGGAGCAGUUGCUCAAGUUUGGCUCCACGGUGCACGAUGACAUGGAGGAUCUGGUCAUCUCCAUGGAGGAGGAAAUCUUCAAACUGCCUGUGCCCCACCUGCAAAAGCGGCACUACGAGGAGCAGGAGCUGUCUCUGCAGAUCACCGAUCACAUUUGGAUACAGCUGGAUAAGUCGGGGGGAGUCAUAGAGCGGACAGCCUUCACCCAGAUCCACUGCCUUGCCUUUCUUAAUGGACAAGGGGACUGCUUUCUUGCCCUAAAUGAUCUCGGGUUGCUGCAUUCCAACUCCAGUUACGAGUCUGAGGAGCGUAGUGAACUCUGGAUGGAGAUUGCGGACUGCCACUUUCACAAAUGCGUGAACGAGACGGAGUUCCACAGGUCCCGGCUCAUUAAGUUCUCACCUCCGGAUGCGUGCCGGGCGGAGUUAAUGCGGUACAAAACCUCGGUCCUGGGUUGCACAGAAAUUCCCUUCUCAGUCAAAGCUGUGGUCACGGUUCAAGGCGCCUAUGUGGAGCUCCAGGUCUUUCUCAACAUGUCCGCCACCUUCCUGUCCUCCCUCAGUGUAUCCGACAUGCUUUAUCCACUAUGUGAGAAUGUUGUGAUCCGUGUGCCAGUUCCAGGCAACUGGGUGAAAGUGACUCAGACUGUAGCCUUACUGAGGCAGAGGUCUCUGAAGGCACGGAUGAACAGAAACGCCUGCCUGGGCUCCAUCAGCACUGCAGAUUCACAGCCUGUCAUGCAAGUGUCGAUCGGCUCCGUCAAGUACGAGAACGUCUACUCAGCCGUCGUGUGGAGGAUUGACAGACUGCCUGCCAAGAACACAGCCGUGGAUCACCCACAUUCGUUCUCCUGCAAGUUGGAGCUGGGAUCUGAUCAGGAGAUCCCAAAUGACUGGUACCCUUUUGUCACGAUGGAAUGUGAAAUUAUGGGCGCAGUUGUGUCACAGACCAGGGUGAAGUCUCUCGGUGCUGUGAAUGACAUCCAGCCACAGAAACAUGUGACCAGUUGGACACGCUAUCAUUGUCAGGUGGAGGUGGAGAAGAAAUGGAUUGAGACAGAGUCACAGAGACAGUCUGGCUUUUGCGUCAUGCUGACCAACACAGGCCCAGUGGCUAAACUCUACUUGUCCAUAAUUGACGAUGUGAUUGACAGCAUGAAGGAACUCUUCAUAGAUGAAGGGCUUGAAGAUAGGGUUCUGGACGAUUUGAGGCAUUUGUGGGAGUCAAAGGUGAUGCAGUCAAAAGCAAUGGAGGACUUCAGGAAGAACAACAUCAACUCCUCUAACUUCGUGCUGCAGCUCCCUGCCAACUAUGGACAAACUGAUCAGGAACUCACUGUUUCAACUGUGAUUCCUGCAAGUCGGAAUAUUCACAGCUUACCAGUUAAGAACACUUCAGAGACACUUGCUACUUUUUCCCUCCCUGCUGCAUUAGCAUACCCCGUGCAGAUUCCAGCAGGUGUCACUCUUCAAACAGCCUCUGGUCAACUUUACAAAGUCAAUGUUCCUGUGGUGGUUACUCAGGCCCCAGCGGGCCACCAGCCUGCAUCCCGUCCCACACGCAGUCUCACAGAGUGGAGGGAAGCACCUGCCCCUCAGCCAGAGGUGGCUCCGCCGAAUCCUCCUCUUCCUCCUGAGUCAGAGCUGCCCUCUGUUUCAGCCUCCACCAUCGUACAUCCAAGAACCAGCCUACCCUUGAGUCAGGAGAGCCGCCUUCCUCAAUGCACCUCAGAACCAGAGCUCCCGCUGGGAGAAAAGGAACCAGCUCCUCAACCUGAACCCACAAACAACAGGGAGACGGCCUCGCCCUGCGGUCAGUUAUUAGGCUUCCAGCCCAGCACAGGGGACGCUUCGGCAACGCGGGCUCAAAGCGGAGACAUUGAUGAUAUUCUGAAACAAGUGAUUGAGGAGGAGCGAAAGAAAGCAGAAAGAGCAAGGAAUCAAACCGCUGGAAACGCUGACGGCCAGCCUGGAGCUGAUCUUGGGCUGGACUUAGACUACAGCUACAGCGAGCUGUCAGACAUUGUUCAGCUAGAUGGCCCUGCAGACAAUUCUGACCACGAGGAGGAAGAGGAGGUCCCCUUGGAAGAGAAUGACUUCUUGGGUUUAAUCAACGCAGAGGCCAUAAAAGCCCUGCAGGAGGAAAAUGCCAGCAGUGACAGUAACAGCAUCUCCUCCGGCAGCGACAGCGAGGCAGUGAAUGAACUUGCAAUCGUAGAGGAGGACCCCCUGAAUUCAGGUGAUGAUGUCGUUGAGCAAGACAUCCCAGACCUUUUUGACACAGACAAUGUAAUUGUGUGCCAAUAUGACAAAAUUCACCGCAGCAAGAAUCGCUGGAAGUUUCAUCUGAAAGAUGGGGUGAUGUGCUAUGGAGGCAGGGACUACGUGUUCUCUAAAGCUGUUGGGGAGGCAGAGUGGUAAUAAGCUUUAGUUUUGUUAGCUUACUCUCAUUGGGAAAAGAAAACAAUCUAGGUUACUGGGGAAGGGGAAAUAAUUAGUAAAAAUAGAUGUCUGUGUGGUGUAAUUUGGUUUGGUGAGAUGCAAGUUUAGUUGCUGUUUUUUUUUUCCCUCUCCCCUCCCCCCACAUUAUGUAAUAAUGAGAGCAAAACUAUUUGUCACAGCCAAUUACUUUGCUCCAGAUAAACAUAGAUUUAUGUUUUGACUUGCUGAUAGAUUUUCAUUACUAGAGCAAAACGAUGUUUAUUGUGUCGUUGAGUCUGAAAAAUACCAAACAUUUACGUUUUUUCUGCUUGUUUUGCUUUACUUUCUAAUACAAUUAACUGCACUGUUGUGCUGAAUUCACAAGCAAAGCCUGAGUAACUUCUGUCUCACUUUAUUGUCU